Camellia sinensis is the source of this 426-nucleotide messenger RNA. The record is from RefSeq and is a predicted model, not a curated record. NCBI's taxonomy places the organism in Eukaryota, Viridiplantae, Streptophyta, Magnoliopsida, Ericales, Theaceae.
AUGCAAGAACUAGCGGUGGUUCAAGAUAUUUUAGGAAAAUAUGAGUUAGUUUCAGGCCAGAAAAUUAAUCUUGAGAAAUCGGCUGUCUGUUUUAGUAAGAAUGUGGGGAUGGAUAUUCAGGCGGGGUUGCGGAAUGCGAUGGGGGUUGGUAAUUUGGUGGACUCUGGAAAAUAUCUCGGGUUGCCUUAUAUUGUGGGCCGCUCUAAACGAGGCAUAUUUAAUUCUGUUAAAGAUAGAGUUUGGAUUUGGGUGAAUGGGUGGAAGGAAAAUUUUUUAUCAGUGAAUGGUAGGGAGAUAUUGUUUAAAUCAGUGGCACAAGCUAUCCCAAUGUAUAUUAUGUCCUGUUUCCAGUUGCUUGAAGGAAUUUGUGAGGAUAUUGACUCUAUGGUGCGUAACUAUUGGUGGGGUGAGAGGGAGAACAAGUGA